UAUCAAAAAAAAAAAAAGAAACAAGAACAAAGACAAGACUCCCGCAAUUUAAUAUAAUACAAGUAUGUAAUGUGAAAAUCAAUUGAAAAUGAACCAAAUUAUAUAAGUUAAAGCAGAAAAGAUAUGGGUCAGUGUUGAAUUUUAUAUUUGGAAGCACUCACAGAUUUUGGAAAUUUGGCUACAGUUCUCGCGUUCUACACUUUUAAAUGAUGCAACACCGCUUAAUCUCCCAACAUACCUUAGUUUUCCAUUAGCAACUCCAGCCAGGGACAGACACGAAGGAAGUCACCCAGAAUGGCUGUAAACCUCGUAUCGCAUGACCAUGCUGAAGAUGAUUACAUUGACAUGGAACUCAAUUCAUUCUACAACUUCCAUGGCAAUUCCAUAAGCUCUCCUCCACUCCACAGAGAGUUUGAAUUCCACAUGUCUUCACUCUCUUUGGACAGAGAGCACACAACUUCACCAGCUGAUGAGCUCUUCUACAAAGGAAAGCUUCUUCCUCUUCACCUGCCUCCACGUUUACAAAUGGUUGACCCCAGCCCUGCUUAUGCAACCAGAAAAAAUGACUUUGGGGAAAUAUAUAGCACUCCGAUAGCCACGACCGCUGCAACUCCAACUUCAACAAGCACCCCAUUUGAAUCAUGCAAUAUUUCACCUUCUGAGUCCUGUCGGGUUAGCAGAGAGCUGAAUAUGGAAGAGUAUUUGUCCCAUUCAACUGAUGUCAGUGUACUCAUCAAUGAAAGUGUGAAAAAGUCCUGGAUAAAAAAGCUUAGGCUGGUCAAGGAGUCCUCACUCGGUUCAAAGCUGAAAGCUUCCCAGGCUUACCUCAAGUCUUUGUUUGAGAAAUCUACUUGUUUAGAUGAGUCGUGUGCAGCAGCUACAAUUACAAAAGUACCAGAUGAAAUCUCAGCUUCAAAAGCCAAAGAAAAUUUGAACAAAUACGUGAAAGCAGCAAAGAAAAACCCAUUUGGGCAAAUCCAAAGAAGGAGACACCAAUUUUACAAUGCUAGAGACAUGGGAAAGAUAACUGAGAACGCUGUUGGUUCUCACAGAAGAUCAUUCUCAAUUGCUAUCAAACGACAUUCAACAAACAAGUCUUCAUCUUCUUCAUCAUCAUCAUCAUUGACAAGCUCAAACAACACAAACCGAAUGCACAUUAGGCCUUAUCUCAAGAGGAGCAAAAGUAUGAAUUCAGAAAUUGAGAAUUCAAUACAGGGAGCAAUCACACAUUGCAAGCAGUCUCAACAGUCUUUCCAUCCAAAGCAGAUUUUGAGUGAAAUUGGAGUUUACUCAUUGUCUGCUUCCAGGAUUGCAGUAUGUGAAGACCAGGAAAGGCCUGACCUUAGCAGGGGCUGAGAGAGAGGGAGAGAUGGAGAAAGAGAAGGGAAGAUGGGAGAUUGGGGUUGGGGAAAGGACAAGCAAAGGACAAACUACAAAUUUUAGAUUCUAGUUUUAAUCAGUAUACUUUGUGCCAAGGGCAGACUACUCCUACACAAUGUGCAAGACCAUAUUGAACACUACAAUUAGAAAAUCCUGCACAACCUGAAGUAUGUGACAUGUUUGGCUCACUGAUGCCUGCUAUCUUUACAUCCAUUGACAGCUUCUUCAACAUCAAUAUUCACGGUGCAAGAAAGAAUAACAGUUUCAAUUAUGCAGCACUAUUUUUUUUUCCUUGUUUAUGUACAACAUUCGAUUACUCUUUGAAAAAUAGCACUGUGGCAAAGUCUAAAUAAGCUAAUUAAAUUUGAUGUCGAUACUUAUAAGACAUCCUCAAUACAGUUAUUGCUACUGGAAGAUUUAAGGUAACUACAUUAGAUAUGGGAUAGCAAAGUAUACAAUCAAUGUGUCCAUGGAGAUGACAUAUGAAUCAUUCCGACACAGACCACACUUUCACUCCUAAUGAUGCUAACUGCAAAUCUGCUUCAGAGUAUUUUUAAAUAUCCAGGUGUACUGCAUGAUAGAAGAAUCUAAUAUCCCUCGUCCCUUGCAGUUGAGUUAAUUCACUUGUCAAAAUAUAUGAGUCAGAAUUUAAAUAUGAAGACAAACUAUGUUCGAAACUAGUUUAAACAAGGAACAGCAGAGAGCCCUGCUGUGACAUUCAUAAUCAUAACAAAGGAACGAUUCAUAAGCUAUAUUAAAGUGAUAUUCAAGAUAAUGUUCACUUUGAUUUCCAAGAAUAACUUUGUUUCCCGUCCCCAAUGUUUGACAUUAUGACAAAUUAAUAGUAAUUUUACAUUGCUCACUUGUAAGUGGAGAGCAAUCUAAUAUGCCAUCUCUUCUACAACCCCACAUCUUUUCCCUAAAACUUUAUAUUAUUGUAAAGCAACAAUUAUUUGUUGAGUCAAUGAUAGGACAACAUAGUUGAUGAUGACCUGAUUGGAAAAAAAUUAUAAAAAUAAUAAUUUUAUAAGAAAUACCUACCUACAUUUUUUAUGUAGACUUGUAAAGGAAGUAUAAUGAUUUUGGAUCAACUCAUAAGACAUCAUUUCUUUUAACUAAUAUAAUAAACAACUAAUCAAGAUUUGGGUAAAGAAACAAGAGCCAGUGCCCUGUACACACAUGGACAUAUUACUAAGAAAAGGAAGAUGAUCAACAAUUAAAUAUGAUGGAAUAGAAAUCUUCAGGUGCCGACAAACAACUCUAUCUUUUCCAAUUAUUUUUUUAGUGGGUGUACUGAACCUUAAAUUAAGUAAACAUGCCAGCUAGAGUUUUGACAGGAUGU
Messenger RNA from Tripterygium wilfordii, 2722 nucleotides. Its product is annotated as probable membrane-associated kinase regulator 4. The transcript has a single exon. Gene Ontology annotation, molecular function: kinase inhibitor activity. Gene Ontology annotation, cellular component: plasma membrane. Bases 295 to 1356 code for a protein of 353 amino acids. The record is from RefSeq and is a predicted model, not a curated record. Lineage: Eukaryota; Viridiplantae; Streptophyta; Magnoliopsida; Celastrales; Celastraceae.